Paramecium octaurelia is the source of this 3518-nucleotide messenger RNA. The record is from the annotation of a GenBank genome assembly. NCBI's taxonomy places the organism in Eukaryota, Ciliophora, Oligohymenophorea, Peniculida, Parameciidae.
AUGUUGCAAGUAGUACUUUCAGAUGAAUAAAACUUGUCUAUUUCGCAGGAGUUAUCUCAUUAGGGCGGCAGUUUCAGGAUUUCCAAAUAGACCUUGGUGAAAAUAGUUAGUGCUGCUCAAGAACGGCUGUUCGCAGAGGAGAUUGAUGAAUUAGAAAAUAUUGACGGUUUGCAGAAUCUGGAAAUGAGCUUGUGCACUAGUUUCACUAAGGGAUUGAAAGGGGAUGACUUUAAGGAGAGAGAAGUCCUCUUUGGUAACAACAAGAAACCUGUCAUUCCACCAAAAACAUAUCUACAAUUGCUCUUACAAGCUUUGGAGGUUCAUAUAUUCUUAUAGAAUCUAUAUAGGAUUUCAUCAUGAGAGUGUUGCUGGUGGCCUCAAUCGUCUCAAUAGUAAUUGGAGUUUCCACAGCCGAUGAUAGUCAUCGCUCGUUAGCUUGGAUUGAAGGAUUCGCAAUUUUCGUAGCUGUAUUUGUAUGCUGCAACGUGACUGCAGUGAAUGUAAAGAAUAAGCAUAUAUGUAAAGGAUUACCAAAAGGAAAGAUAAUUUCAAAGUUUAAAUUAGAUGGCCGACAGUAGAAAGACAGUAACAGUAUGGAGAGAUGGGUGUAAAAUAGAUUUGCAUCAGAGUUUAGUGAUGGUGGGAGACAUAAUUUAAAUUUUUGAAGGUAUGGAGAUACCAGCAGAUUGUUUCGUAGUCGAGGCAGCUGAGUUAACGAGUGACGUAAUCAAAUAAUAAAUUAUCGAUAGGAAAGUGCUAUGACAGGUGAGACUGAUCCAAUAAAAAAGGAUACCUACGAGAAUUGUAAAAAGCAGAGAGAUAAAUUAAAAGAUCAAUAAAACUCGUGUGGUAGACACGAUGUCUCGUCUCCAGUCAUGCUGAGUGGUACUAAAGUACUCUCCGGAGAAGGCAAGAUGGUUGUGGCUGUCGUUGGAGACUCGAGUUGUGUUGGAAAGAUCUCUUCAUUGCUUGCAACUGAGGAUAUCCAAACCACUCCCUUACAAGAAAAAUUAGAAGCCAUUGCCUAGGAUGUAGGUAAGUUCGGUCUUGCAAGUGCAGCAUUGAUAUUGCUCAUUUUGCUCUUAAGAUUUGCAGUGGAAAGAAUUAAGGAGAACUCAUUUGAAAAAGAUCAUGUCAAGGAAAUGCUGAAUUUCAUUAUUAUAUCCAUUACAGUCAUUGUAGUUGCAAUUCCUGAAGGAUUGCCCCUUGCAGUUACUCUCUCCUUGGCCUACUCCACAAAAAGAAUGUUGAAGGACAAUAAUUUAGUUAGAAAAAUGGCAGCAUGUGAAACCAUGGGAGGAGCAGACAUGGUAUGCUCAGAUAAAACAGGUACAUUAACUUAAAAUAAAAUGUUUAUGGUCUCAAUUUGGAAUGAUACUCUUAUGGAUAUUGAUGUUUAUAAUGAGUAAUUGAAUUUAAGUACUUACUUUCCUACUUAAAUGCAUGAUUUAUAUGUAUAAGCAUCAAUUGUUAAUGGCACGGCUAUGAUCAGACCAGAAGAAAAGGGCAGCAAAACUGAAGUAGCCAUGAUUCUAUUUGCAGAGAAAUGUGGCAUUGUCUAUGAAAAAGAAAGAGAAGUACAUGUUGCCAGUAUGAAAAUACCAUUUUCAAGCAAAAGAAAAAGAAUGGCUAUGAUCAUUGGAAAAAGAUUAGUUAUAAAAGGUGCUAGUGAGAUCAUUUUAGAGGGUUGCAACAAAUUACAUUCAAAAAGUAGAGGAAUCAUCUCAAUUGACUCUACCAUUAGAUAAAAUAUUGAAAAAGCCAUAGAAACCAUGGCAUCGUAGUCUCUUAGAACUAUUGGAUUAGCCUACAGAGAAUUAAAUGGCACUGAAGAUCUAGCUAGCAAAAAUGAUAAGGGCGUUUAUGAUGUUGAAACUGAAAAUUUGACUUUAAUUGCUAUUGUAGGAAUCAAGGAUAUCCUAAGACCUGAAGUCCCUGGAGCUGUUGCUAAUUGCAAAACUGCAGGCAUUAAAGUUAGAAUGGUAACUGGUGACAAUAAGAUCACUGCCAAGGCUAUAGCAAAAGAAUGUGGAAUUUUGAUUGAUGAGGAACGAUCCUUAGUACUAGAAGGUCCUGAUUUCGUUAAUAGAAUUGGAGGUGUAGUUUGCAAAUGGUGCAAGACAGCAACUUGUGAUUGUCCAAGAGAUUAAUCAACAGCCAAACAAAUUGGGAAACCAGUUAGAGUAGACACAAUUAAAAAUGGAGAAGAGUUUGACAAAAUCUAUCCUCUCCUAGAUGUCUUGGCUAGAAGUAGACCUGAAGAUAAGUAUGCACUUGUCACAGGACUUCUAGAAAGGGGACAUGUUGUAGCAGUAACUGGGGAUGGUACAAAUGAUGGUAUUAUAUUUAUAUUCAAUUCGUAAUAGCUCCUGCUUUAAAGAAGGCUGAUGUAGGAUUUGCUAUGGGUAUUGCAGGCACAGAAGUUGCUAGAGAGAGUGCUUCCAUUAUCUUAUUAGAUGACAAUUUUAGCUCGAUAGUCAAGGCAGUAAUGUGGGGAAGGAACAUCUACGACUCAAUUAAGAAAUUCCUGCAAUUCCAAUUGACUGUCAAUGUUGUAGCUGUUACAAUGACUUUGAUAUCUUCGGUGUUACUUAAAUAAGAAGUUCUGGAACCAAUCCAAAUGUUAUGGGUCAAUUUGAUUAUGGAUACCUUCGCAUCUUUGGCUUUGGCUACAGAAACACCUACGCCUGAAUUGUUGUAGAGGAAACCUCAUAACAGAAACGAGUACAUGAUUUCAUCCAAGAUGUUCAAACACAUUUUAGGAUAGGCUGUGUAUUAGAUGAUAAUUAUGCUGGUGUUAUUGUUUUCAGCCCAAGAUUUUAUUCCUGAAUAUCACGGCCAAGAGGAUGGGACUUCAGAUUUCGAAGGGAAAUUGUAAUACAAAUAUUCAAAUACCUUUUAUGAUGAGAAGUCCAAUAAUCACUUAUGUCCUAAUCAUUAAGAUUAUUGCAACUUGGUUUCUUUCAGCACCGACUACUAUGUGGAUGGUUCAGAGAAUUAUGAAGCCUUCUACAAGGAAACAUAUAUCCCAUCAAGACAAUUUACUGUGAUAUUUAACACCUUCGUGAUGAUGCAACUAUUCAACUUUAUGAAUGCCAGGAGAAUUAAGGAUGAACCAAACAUCUUUUAAGGCAUUUUCACCAACAUCUUAUUCCCAAUUAUAGUUAUAGGAAUUCUGACACUACAAAUAAUUUUAGUUACAUUUGGAGGUAUCGUCUUCCACUGCUAUACUUUUUAUGGACUAAGAAUUGAAUAAUGGUAUAAUUAUAUCUAUUAUUAAUCCUAGGUUAAUAUGUGUUGCUUUCGGUUCCGGAGGACUAUUUGUAAGAAUGAUUCUUAGACUUCUACCAGACCCCAAAUUAGCCUUCUUGGAUAAGUUGGGCCAUAAGCAGAAUGAAGCUCAUAAAGUGGCAUCCCCAACUGCGCAGAACAACGUUAGCUAUCAAAUUUAAGUGAUUCGUCAAGAAUCAGAAUUGGCAAAUCUUAAUGAUCAAGCUUAAGAAUCUAGAAUGAUUUGA